AUGGCGGAGCGGGACGCCCCCACCACUCCCCGCCCCGACAACGCGCCUGAGCUCCGAACCCAUGACCCCAACCUCUCCUUCCGCCCAGGCACCUACGUCGUUCAGGUCCCUAAAGACCUUGUCUACCGCGUCCCACCUCCCGAGAAUGCAUUGAUCGUCGAAAGACACCGCAACAACAACCACAAUUGGAAGCCUUGUGGGUGUUGCUCUUGCGUCGUCUGUUGUUUUAUUUCCGUCGUUGUAGUUGUUCUAGGCGUAGGCCUUGUUGUAGGCGUUUCUUUAUUUUUGAUACAGUCCAAGGAUCCUGGAUUUCACGUUAAGCAUAUUAUGAGUAGUGUAAAUAGGGAGAAAUCUUGGGGCACCACGUACGACGUGAAGCUAAAAGUUGACAACCCAAAUGGGAAUGCAGGCAUUUUGUACGGGGAAGGUGGUGUUGCUUGGCUUUGGUUUAGGGAAGAAAAGAUUGGUAGCGGUACAUUUCCAAGUUUCUUCCAAAAAAAUGGUAAGUCAACAGAAGUUGAGAUUAUACUCGGUGUUGAUGAGUCUGAAGAUGGCGUGAAUUCUGAGAAGAUUCAGAUUAGAAGCAAGAAGUCAACAAGUGUUGUGGCUUUAUCUCUCGAAAUGGAGGUGCCGGCGACGGUGAAGAAGGGAAUUUUCAGCUCCGGGAAGUUGAAGUUCGGUGUUAGGUGCGAUGUGGUGGUAGAUAAUUUGGGCAAAAGCAAUCGAAUUCUUUCUGAAGGCUGCGAAACGACGCGCCAUGCAUAG
Messenger RNA from Carica papaya (papaya), 765 nucleotides. Its product is annotated as NDR1/HIN1-like protein 13. The record is from RefSeq and is a predicted model, not a curated record. Gene Ontology annotation, cellular component: plasma membrane. Lineage: Eukaryota; Viridiplantae; Streptophyta; Magnoliopsida; Brassicales; Caricaceae. Gene Ontology annotation, biological process: defense response to other organism.